Messenger RNA from Phytophthora sojae, 594 nucleotides. RefSeq lists its product as hypothetical. The transcript has a single exon. Bases 1 to 594 code for a protein of 197 amino acids. Lineage: Eukaryota; Oomycota; Peronosporomycetes; Peronosporales; Peronosporaceae. The record is from RefSeq and is a predicted model, not a curated record.
AUGCGCUUGAGCUACGUGCUGCUUGUGGCAACUGCCACUUUCCUUGCGACCCAAGAUGCUGCCUUGGCUGCUCGCUACGCUACAGUGUCAAGCUCGACAACCAACGCCGUGAAGGAGGUGCACAGCACACGCCGAAGGCACUUAAAGAGCUACAGCAUGAACGAUUUGGAGAGCGGGGUCGAUGGCGAAGAAGCGCGGUUCAAGAUUCCAAUCAAGGCGUCCGAGAUCAAGGAGUUUACUGUGCGUGUGCAAGCAAACCAAUUGCGAGCUCAAGCCGAGCGCUUGCGCAACACGUUGAAUGUCGACGCGGUCUUGCGGAAUGCGCUCACUCGUGAUCAAGAGGUUCGACGUGUCGCCGACUACUUUACAAGUCGUGGGGGCGUCCUCGGCGGCUGGCUUCAUAAGCAUACGCUCGACAGCCUGGCCGGUUCAACAAUGGCUCACAAGAAGAGAGUGUUCACAGAAUGGAUCGAGAAUGGGAAAAGCUUGAAAGAUCUCACCGACUUGCUGAAAGCUGACGAAUCCGUUAUGAAGCAGUACACAGUUGUGGUCACGCAUUUCAAACAUUUCCUGGAGCAUCGGCCUAGGAUGUAA